Molecule: messenger RNA, 1296 nt
Organism: Fundulus heteroclitus (mummichog)
Lineage: Eukaryota; Metazoa; Chordata; Actinopteri; Cyprinodontiformes; Fundulidae
Product: inactive histone-lysine N-methyltransferase 2E-like
Exons: 12
Coding region: 1-1296 (431 amino acids)
Molecular function (GO): protein binding
Source: RefSeq, a predicted model, not a curated record
AUGCAGCGGCGAAGACGCAUAAAUCCAAAGGAAGAUGCCAAAUAUUGUAUUGAUACCAGAAAGGACAGAGUGGGUCUUGACAUCAAGUACAUCAAUGCCUUUGAAGGCCGUGGUAUUUUUGCCACGACCUCUUUUCAGAAAGGAGACUUUCUGUUGGAGUAUCGAGGUGAACUAAUCAGUAAAGAGGAAUGUGAGAGGAGACAAAGAGUUUACCAUGACAACCUUAAAGUGUUCAUGUUUGAAUUUGUCUUUAAUGGAAAACUUUGGUGUGUUGAUGCAGCAAAAGAAGAUGGCUCCCUUGGAAGGCUUGUAAAUGAUGACCAUAUCGGCCGAAAUGCUAAAUUGAAGUACCUGACUGUGCAAGGGAAGCCACAUUUGUGUUUGUUUGCAACUCAAGAAAUUAAUAAGGGAGAAGAGAUUACCUAUAAUUACGGAGACUCAGACUGGCCAUGGAGAUGCAAGGUUGAAGCUGAAAAUGCCCCAGAACAGAUGGAAGACAGCAUCCCAAAUGAAACAGAUCCUGUGAUUGCUGUACUCCCCAACAAUGCAGAGCAGGAUAUGGAGGAGAAGAUUUUCCAGAGUCCUGAGGUUACUCACCUCCGUUCUACACCUGGCAACAGCGAACAGGUUGAAGCUGAAAAUGCCCCAGAACAGAUGGAAGACAGCAUCUCAAAUGAAACAGAUCCUGUGAUUGCUGUACUCCCCAACAAUGCAGAGCAGGAUAUGGAGGAGAAGAUUUUCCAGAGUCCUGAGGUUACUCACCUCCGUUCUACACCUGGCAACAGCGAACAGGUUGAAGCUGAAAAUGCCCCAGAACAGAUGGAAGACAGCAUCUCAAAUGAAACAGAUCCUGUGAUUGCUGUACUCCCCAACAAUGCAGAGUGUCAAAAACAUCAACUGGUGUGCACGACUGUAUCAUCUUUGGAGAAGUGUACUGAGUGUUUUGGACCCUGUUCUUCAAUGAAGUGGCUUGGUUAUCAAUGCAAAGGUUGUUCAAAAGUCUGGCAUUCGUACUGCCUUACACGGAUUAAAAAUGAUGACCCAUCCCAGGCCAGAGAGCUUUUUAAAUUUUCAUAUGAUGACCCCUCAUCAGAUGAGGACAGCACAGCACCUCCAAAGCAAAGUGAAAUGUCAGAUGAUGACCAUAUGUCUGAUAAGGACUACAUACCAAAUUCAGAAUCUGAUGAAGACUCGGAUGUUAGCAUUCCUCUUCAGUCCAUCAACUCUCAAAUUGGACAACAUCAAGGAUAUCCAACAAUACCUGAUCUUAUUUUAUCCUUGCCAGACUCAAGAUAA